Messenger RNA from Aspergillus candidus, 2599 nucleotides. RefSeq lists its product as uncharacterized. Lineage: Eukaryota; Fungi; Ascomycota; Eurotiomycetes; Eurotiales; Aspergillaceae. The transcript has a single exon. The coding region runs from base 124 to 2340 and encodes 738 amino acids. The record is from RefSeq and is a predicted model, not a curated record.
CAGCGCCCUUUUAUCAACAACAUAUCACGGACCAUCAAUCAGAUAUACCAUCUACUCUUUCCUUUUCGAUUGGUAUAGCAGCCAACUACGUUAUUUGUACAACCUUGUUGUUAGACUUUGACUAUGGAUCAUUGCAGCAAAGAUUUGUGUUCGGAAUGCUUGAGAAUGGUCAAUGACGGAGCCAUCUGGCACGAUUCUUCGAGGGUAAAGAAGCAGCCAAACUCAACACGUCUGAGCGAGCGAAACUUUCGAGAUGUUGUCGAGAAAUCCGCUACUUGCCGCCUCUGUCGCCUUGCUCUGGCCGCCCUUUCCAGUAGACGUCGCAGGAAGACAAUCUCGGAUGUUCUUGAGCCUGACACUACUAUAUACUAUGCUCGCAUAACCUACGCGAGAUUUGGCAGAGAAGAUUCUGUCUCAGCUGACACCAUACCUCAAUCUACGUCUCAUGAUCAGGACCCCGGGGUUGCAGGAUUUCGCUACACAUAUCGCCUUCGCGUGUCGGCAAAUUACCAAUACAAUUUUAAGCCUUCGCAUGACUUUGAAUUCGUUCGAGACCUUCAAAGCCGACCAUGUGAUGGCAGCUUCAGUGUUCCAUAUCCUGAUAUUGAAGGAGAGAUCAUGUUGCUUUGCGAACAAGGUGAUGACGACCGAUUCUUUAAUGGAAGACGGAUGGAUACAUGCUUUGAUUUCAAUCUGGCCAAGAGAUGGAUCCAUGACUGUGUUACCAAACAUGAACCCAUUGAACAAGGUGGAGCUCUCCCAGAGCAGAGAAGUCCCAACAGAGUCAUCGACGUAUGUUCAAGGAGACUUAUAUGGGCCCCUCAGGGAUGCUUGUAUGCUGCGCUGAGCUACAGCUGGGGUCCACCGGAAAUCUCACAGGUCCGACUGAAUAAAUAUACUGAAAAAUUUCUUGAAGAGCCUCAGGGACUGAACGAAGUCCCAAAAACGAUACAUGAUGCCUUCUUGGUUUGUGAAAAAUUGGACAUUAAGUACCUAUGGGUGGAUGUAUUCUGCCGUCAUCAAGGGGAAGAAGGCAAAUCCCUGGCAGAAAAGAUCGAAAAUAUAUCCAAUAUUUUUGCCUCUGCCUACCUGACCAUUGUUGGUGGAGGAUUUGAUUCGCAUUGUGGCUUGUUCCAUGUGGACCAUCCCAGCCCACGCCAGUCUACAGAGCAAAUUGGGGAUCUUCACCUGGCCGUUUCACAGCCUCCCUUCGAUGAGGCAAUGCGUGAUUCUCCUUGGAGCCAACGUUUAUGGCCAUUUGAUGAAAACAACAGAUCAAAGCGCCUCCUUUAUUUUUUUGAUCGUCAAGUGUUAUUCACUUGCAAGUGCCAGGGUGAACGUCCUUCAUUUUACUGUGAAGACAUGUAUCUGGAGUCAACCGGCAUCAAAGUUACUCUUCCGUAUAUUAACGAUCUUUGGACCAAACAUGAUAUAGAAGAUUUUAAUGGUUAUGUGAACCAUGUCAUGGAGUAUGUGGGUCGUCAAGUUACAAAACCAGAGGACCGAAAACGUGCCUUUAAAGGCUCAAAAAUCAAGCUGGAGACUGGUCUUGGAAAGGUGUACAUCCAUGAUCUCCCUGUAAAGUACUUUGCUCGGGCAUUGUGCUUUGAACUACACCCUAGGGUAUACCUCCCUACAGAACAUGGGUCACCAAGCUGGUCCUGGCAAGGCUGGCAAAUCCCCAGCAACGACUUUUAUUAUGACUCUGCAGGAGGUAUGGAUUUCCACAUUUCCAUAUUCUAUCGCGCAGAGAAGCAGCCAGGAGCAGGUCAAUUUCAGUUUGUUCCUAUUAAGGACUACGACUUCGAUGACUUCUCCUCGAACGAUUUGCAAUUGGCUAAACUUUAUGAUGACAUCCAAGGAGGGGAGUUUUUCAAUGUGGUCCGUGAAGUUCUAAAAUCUAAAUAUGAGGGGUCAGAGGGCCCCAAUCUGAGAGCGCACGCUGCUUUUGGCAUGAAAUGCGUGAGAGGUUUUCCUGCCUCGGAAAUCCUUGAUACACUGUCCGCCGAAGAGAAUAGACAACUUAUAGCAUUCUUCACGGUGACAACUGAUCUGUGCUUUACUUCCAUGAAUACUGACGGGGAAUUUAAGGCAAUAAUGCGCCCAGGAAGAGAAAAUGUUAAGCUUGGCCAAGGAUGGCUCAAUACAGGAGCAAGAUAUGGAGCAGGCCGUUUCAAGUGUAUAUUCAUCGGUGAAUCAGAUGGAAAUGGUCUUUUUUUCUUGGCAGUGAAGGAAGUCAAAGAAAACGUUUACAGCCGUGUGGGUUCAUGCGCAGUGCUGGGAAAAGAUAAGCCAAAGCUUAGAGAUACAGUGAAGCUUGAAAUGAUAUACUUGAUCUGAUAGUGUAGUUGGACAUCCUCCACUACCAUCAAUCAUUCAGUUCCAUUACCCCUUCAAUACUUUUGCUUGUGUCAGGGCGGCGUUGUGCUUAGCCCAUUGUGGGAGUCAGCCUGGAGGCCGCUUCAAACGCGACGGAAAUGAACAAAGUCCAUGAAGCUCUGUGGCCUUUGCGCCGUCACCCCGAGGUACUCCGUAUGUAUGAUGGUUGGCUUUUGACCUGUUGCUCCCCACGGCAGGUAUAAGUAUCACAAGAUCAGGU